Phalaenopsis equestris is the source of this 308-nucleotide messenger RNA. RefSeq names its product GTP-binding protein TypA/BipA homolog. Lineage: Eukaryota; Viridiplantae; Streptophyta; Magnoliopsida; Asparagales; Orchidaceae. The transcript has 3 exons. The annotation marks the transcript as partial. The record is from RefSeq and is a predicted model, not a curated record.
GUAUCGGUUGGUCGCGGAAUUAUUACUGCGCACGCCCUCACAAGUUUGGAAGCUCGUGGCAUUCUUUUCGUGUCUCCUGGAAUGGAGACAUAUGAUGGGAUGAUAGUUGGUGAGCAUUCACGAGAUGCUGAUCUAGACGUAAAUCCUGUAAGAACAAAAGAACUUACAAACAUUAGAGCUCCGGGAAAAGAUGAAAAUGUUCGAUUAUCGCCGCCUCGCUUGGUAAAGUUUCUUUUUUUUGCUGCGGUUUAUGUCUUCGGCCAUAGAUCUGACCACAAUAUAUUUAUGCUCAUAAAAUGUUUAGUCUU